CAGACAGGGGUGCAAGGUGUCUUGGUUAUUGAUUAUUACCCUGGUAAUGGGUUAUUGAUUACUCCCAGCCUUCAUCUCCUCUGUGGCCGAAGGGGAUUGUACUGUGCGAACAUCAUUUAGCUCGAGGUCUGUUUCCUGUCAAAUCUCAUUCCGGUAUGGAGGAUUUAGCAGCAAACAACACAUGUAGGGGAGUAAAUGGACAGUCCAAAGCAGACGAAUCACCUUCUCCUGCUGCUCUAAGUGUUGAUUCAUGCUGCGGAUCCUGCCUGAGAAGCAUGAAGCUCUGGGUACCUACGGAAUACAGGAAUGAGAGCGCUCGCUUUUUAAAACUUGCGGGACCCGUGUUCAUUUCACAGUUGAUGAGCUUCCUGAUCGGCUUCGUCAGCAUGGUGUUCUGCGGUCACCUGGGGAAAACGGAGCUGGCAGGGGUGGCAUUAGCAAUAGCAGUAAUAAAUGUCACAGGUAUUUCCAUUGGCUGCGGUUUGGCAUCAGCAUGCGAUACCCUCAUAUCUCAGACUUAUGGGAGCGGUAACCUAAAGCGCGUCGGAGUGAUACUGCAAAGAGGAGUUUUCAUAUUGCUCUUAGCCUGUUUCCCCUGCUGGGCCAUCCUUAUUAACACUCAACCCAUUUUGUUGGCUGUCAGGCAAAGCAAGGAAGUCUCCAGACUCUCCCAGCUGUAUGUGAAGAUCUUUAUGCCAGCUCUGCCCGCCGCCUUCAUGUACCAGCUGCAGGGGAGGUAUCUUCAGAAUCAGGGCAUCAUGUGGCCCCAGGUGAUAUCCGGAGCCAUGGGGAACGUUUUGAAUGCAGUCAUCAAUUACGUCUUUCUCAGCGUUCUGGAUCUGGGGGUCGCUGGGUCCGCAGCUGCCAAUGCCAUCUCACAGUAUUCCUUGGCUGUGUUCUUGUUUGUGUAUAUCUGCUUCAGGGGUUUGCACAAAGCUACAUGGGACGGCUGGUCAAGAGACUGUCUGCAGGAAUGGGGUCCCUUCCUCCGGCUGGCCAUCCCGAGCAUGCUGAUGCAUUGCCUGGAGUGGUGGCUGUAUGAGAUCGCAGGGUUCCUGGCAGGGAUCAUCAGCGAGACUGAGUUGGGCGCUCAGUCCAUAGUUUAUGAGCUGGCUGCUAUCGCUUACAUGUUUCCUAUGGGUUUCUCUGUCGCUGCCAGCGUUCGGGUUGGAAAUGCUCUCGGUGCUGGGAACACAGAACAAGCCAAGCUGUCCACCAAGGUCUCCAUCAUCUGGGCAUCCAUUGUCUCCUGUUUCAUUGGGGCCUCUCUCGGUGUGGCCAAGGAUGUGAUUGGUUACAUUUUCACCACAGAGAAAGACAUCAUACAGAGGGUGGCGGAUAUCAUGAAGAUGUACAGCUUCAUCCACGUUGCCGAGGCCUUUGCGGGGGUGACGGGAGGAAUUGUGAGGGGGGCAGGAAAGCAGAUGACUGGCGCCGUGUGCAACUUGGUGGGUUACUACUUCAUCGGGUUCCCCAUCGGAGUUUCAUUGAUGUUCCCUGUGGAAAUGGGCAUCGUAGGACUCUGGUUAGGGUUCUUAAUUUGUGUUUUGUUACAGUCCACAUUUUUCAUAGUUUUUCUGUGUAAACUGAACUGGAAGAAAGCCACAGAGGAGGCACUGGUGAGAGCAGGAGUCCACAUCACAGAGAGUCAAAAUAAAGCUCUGGACUCUGGCGAGAAACAGGUCCACGCAAAAACCAUUCAAUCCGGCGCAGGAGAGGCGAAGCUGGAGGCGCUCGAUUCAGACCGGCCGACCUCCGGUGACGGGGUCCUGUCGGUGAGGCAGCUGUUGGUACGACGGGGCCUCGCUCUGCUGCUCAUGUUCGUCGUCCUUGCCGCCGGAGUCUUCGUCAGCGAGCUGCUCGUCAGGCUCCUCGAACUGGAGUGACCGUAAUUAGACCAGAGUGACGGACAGCACGUCCCGUGAAGCGGUAUCUUAUUUACCAAACUGUUCUUGUAGCUUUGUCAGCACCUACAAUUUUAUUGCAAUGUUCGAGCUAAUCUUUAUAUAAUUUCAAGAGUGGGAAAUACCUACAUUAUGAUAAGUGAAUGAAUGAAUUAUAGGUGCAGAUUAGGACUGUAUUUACAGAUAUGACGCCGUAAGUAAUUGUCUUUAAUAAGAAGCAUUUUGAUAGCAGCUUUACUAAUAACAUUUAUUAUCAGUUUCUAGCUUUCUUGCUCAGAUCUAUUUCGUUGUCAACUUUCAGUCACUUGUUCGGUGAAGUCAUCGGACGAUCUAAUAAAACAGGACUUAAUUGAGGCAGCCACUGAAAAGCUGAACUGAAAAAUAAACACUGUAUAGGCAUCUUUAUAUAGAAACAUGCUGCGUAAGACGGGCCCCAGUCAAGGCAGCGUUGACAAAAUAGAUUUUCUCAACCCACAAUAUACUAUACACUGAAUGGACGCCGCAAUUAGAAAUAGCAUGAUUAAAUGUUAUAUUUAGGCCACAGCGCAUCCGUGCAUGUGUGCUUUCAUCAUCAAAAGACAGAAAGGCUCCCCCCUUAUUCUGUGGUUUAUUUCUCUUUCCUUUGAUCUGUGUUGCCAAAUUCGACGGUAAUGAAAGGUCUGUACUCGCGCUCUGAAACGCGCUGGCUGGAUGAAGGCACGUCAAACUGAGCAAAUCAAGCACCUGUUCCCCCUGCAGGAGCAGAUAACUAGCUAGCUCAGACUUCACGGUGGCUCAUAAAUAAAGACUUCGCCCCGUUUAACGGCAAACAAUUAACCACGUGUGCUCCUCCGAAAUAAAUGCGUGUUUCCCUCUACACAUUGACGUCACGGAUUAGCAUUUUAGGAAAUGUUUAAUAUGUAACGGUGCAGCCCUAAAUAUGGGAGACGAGUUCAUCAGUCUCUUUUUUUUUUUUUUCAAGCUUCUAACUGUGAAGAUAGCUGGUGCUUUGUGCCUCUUCUCCUUAUUAAACUCUACACCGGGAUAAGUGUUUUGCAAAAUGUUUGAUCCCUUUCAUGCAAAUGAAAUCCAAGAAUAUGUUUAUAGUCAAUGGAGAGGAGAUUUUUUGACCCCCAUUUGAACGAUCUAUCUACUAUCUAUCUAACUUGUCCUCUGCUGCACCGGACGGCGUGUGGAGAGAAACCUGGAGAGAAAAUAACAACAUUUCGAGAGAUCUCAGGGAGCUCGCGUGCGAUCGUUUUUCAUUUUUGGUUGUUUUACUGUCAAGUCAGUUUGGCACCGUGGAAAGAUCAACAGUGGAGCGAACGGGCCCAUGGGAGAGGUUCGCAGAGUUGUAACAGUCCUCAAACACAAAGACAUUAAGUCAGACUCUGGCAGUAGGACAGAUUUUGACAUUUGAAGAGCGGACGUGGCGCCGGGGGACGCUCGUCAUGUUGUGUUCACUGAUCUGUCGGACUUAGUUGAAUUUAUUAUCAGCUAACUGCUGUACCAUGAGCAGCCUCAAGGGCAACACUAAAGUAUGUGUGAAGAAGAUAAUGGAGGAUGUGUGAAGGAAAGCAGCUUAUGAAAAUGUGUUGCCCGUGCGCAAUUUAAACUCCUCUUGAUGCCGACUACCAUGCGUAUUGUUUCUCAUGGGGCUGAUUCCAAACACGUGUGUUUUUAGUGCAGCCAUGAUUAAAUUUUAGGGAUAGCCAGCGUGUAGUCUGCUCAUUCACUUCAACAGAGCUUCCACAGCGCUAGCCACUGCACCCUCAACAGCCUGAUGUUCGCCACAUAAAUACUCGCAUACUAAUUUGUCGUCAUUCGGCAUGUAAAUGAGGUCUGAGUCGCACGUGGCUGCGUCGUCAUCCGAGCUUCAGUCCUGCUCAUCAGCGGAGCUGCCGCCACAGACUCCUCACAGAGACCCCUAAUCUUGGCCCGCUCACCUCCAGAGACUGCAAUCAGUAACACGCUGCGGCAUCAUUAACGAGUGACAACUGCCUGUGUAAAGAUUUACUGUCUGUGGUGCUAGACUGGAAGUUGAAAUAACAGCUCGGGGAACGUCACGUUACCCUCUCGGUUGUGUUACCACGCGGCACAACGAUGGACCCGGAUCUCAGGACUGCAGUUAAUAGUGGGCAACAUUAUCUUUUGAAAAACAGUCCAGAUCAACUGGUUAUGGCUUAUGUGUGAAUACUGGUAUUUGCAGACCUAGUUUUUACCUACCUAGAUUUUUAACAUCACUCACCAUCAGAUUUUAUGAGACCACGUUUGUCCACACCGACACUCUCGG
Messenger RNA from Mugil cephalus (flathead mullet), 4176 nucleotides. Its product is annotated as multidrug and toxin extrusion protein 1-like. The transcript has 16 exons. NCBI's taxonomy places the organism in Eukaryota, Metazoa, Chordata, Actinopteri, Mugiliformes, Mugilidae. Gene Ontology annotation, cellular component: membrane. Bases 156 to 1886 code for a protein of 576 amino acids. The record is from RefSeq and is a predicted model, not a curated record. Gene Ontology annotation, molecular function: xenobiotic transmembrane transporter activity; antiporter activity. Gene Ontology annotation, biological process: xenobiotic detoxification by transmembrane export across the plasma membrane.